This is a messenger RNA of Amaranthus tricolor (Joseph's coat), 1540 nucleotides long. RefSeq lists its product as uncharacterized. Gene Ontology annotation, biological process: tRNA guanine ribose methylation. The transcript has 7 exons. Gene Ontology annotation, molecular function: RNA binding. The record is from RefSeq and is a predicted model, not a curated record. NCBI's taxonomy places the organism in Eukaryota, Viridiplantae, Streptophyta, Magnoliopsida, Caryophyllales, Amaranthaceae. Bases 67 to 1101 code for a protein of 344 amino acids.
CUAGUAAUAACGUUUGUUAUGUUUAUGUUGGUUAAGAAUUAGGAUUAAGUGCAUUAGUCGUCCACAAUGAAGCACUGUCUAACCCUAGCUCGAACUUCACUCUUAUCAUCUCAUUUCUCCAUUUUUCAUUUACCUAAUUCCAUCCCUAAAUUUCCACAAGGGUUACACCAAAAUUAUCGAAGAAUUCGAUGCAUUCCACAACAUUCAAUUGCAGAAGCUGUUGCAAUUGCUGAGCCUUCAAUCGUCGAACAAUCAGAAGACACGACUAACGACACAGUUGCGCAAUUACUCGCCUCCAAGAAUAAUGAUAGUGUCUCAAAGCUAAUGAAAAUGGAGAGAAAAUCAACUCCUUGUACUGAUAACUAUGGUCGUUGGUUUCCUUAUCUUGAUAAAUUUUGUGCAAAUGGUGUUUAUUUGGACAGUGCUGAAGUUCUGGAGGUGUUGGAUCCUCUAUUGUUGGAUGUGAGGAAAGAGAGAUUUAGGAAUGUGGUGAAGCAUCGGAGUUAUGGUAUUUGUCUUGUAGUUGAAGGAUUGACUGAUUUCGGGAAUGUUUCAGCUGCAUUUCGAUCUGCUGAUGCCCUUGGCUUCCAAUCUGUCCAUGUUAUUUCUUGCGGUUCCAAAAGGUACAGAGAUAAUCGGCAUGUCAGCAUGGGUUCAGAAAAGUGGCUGGAUAUUGAGGUCUGGGACUCCACUCAAGAAUGCUUUGAGGUUCUUAAAUCACGCGGAUACAGAAUAGCCACUACUCAUCUAGGAAAGAACUCGGUUUCAGUAUAUGACAUGGAUUGGUCAUGCCCAACUGCUAUUGUUGUCGGGAAUGAGAACAGGGGCAUUAGUGAAGAAGCUUUAGAGUUAUCAGAUUUGCACUGCAUUAUUCCUAUGAACGGCAUGGUUGAUUCCUUUAAUGUUUCUGUUGCUGCUGGAAUACUAAUGCAUCAUGCUGUUUGUGACAGAACUUCACGCUUGGGUUCUCAUGGUGAUUUAACCUCGAACGAAAGUCAAAUUCUACUAGCAGAGUUUUUUCUGCGACACAGCAAUAGUGCGAUCAGCACUGUCAAUGAAUAUGCCAAAAGGAAAUCACUGGACCCAGUGUCAAAGCUAUGAUGUGAUUCUUUUACUCUCUAUAAACUGUAUCUGGUCCGUCUAUUUUACGCAUUUUGUAAAACUAUCAGCAAGCGUUCAUGAUCAAAACUCAAGAGGAUCCCAAUAGUCACAAGGAUUACAGGAAGUUGUGCUGAGUGCUGAAGAGGGGUUAUUGAGUAAGUGGAAAUAUGCGAAGAAAUCAUAUGUUCGGUUCUCUUUUCUCGAUUCCUUAUUAUUCAAAGUAAUCAAGAGUCGAGUAAUGAGUAUGUUUGUUUUUUCUUUGAGCUAUUCACCUGCAAAAAUAAGUGAAGGACCAAAAUUAUUAGUUUGUAUAAAGAAUUUUAUUGUUUCACUCCUGGUUUUGUAACUCGAAUUAAACAGAAUUGCAAUUCAAGAUGGGUCACCAAACUGACCUCAAUUCGAAUGAAAUCAAAUGAUCUGGUGAGUAUUUGAAUCGAAA